Messenger RNA from Nematocida minor, 648 nucleotides. RefSeq lists its product as uncharacterized. The record is from RefSeq and is a predicted model, not a curated record. The coding region runs from base 1 to 648 and encodes 215 amino acids. NCBI's taxonomy places the organism in Eukaryota, Fungi, Microsporidia. The transcript has a single exon.
AUGUCGGAAUAUAAUAGCAGUGCGUCCAAGGGAUUUAUGGAGUACACAAAAAAAGAAGCACUUCAAAGGCACGGGAAAGUGUGGAGCACUCUGUACCAGGCGCUGAGCACAGAAGAUGCAGUAUACAAUGUAAAGAAAAAACUAGAAACACUGAAAGGCACGGAAAUACUGCUAAAUGCAUCGCCAAUAGAAAAAAAUGCGCCAGAAACAGAUAAAGAGAAUGACUCUUUUAUUGGCAUGCCCGAUCUAAACCUGGACGGUCUUUUCACGCUUCCACUGGAUAGCAAGGAAGUACUAACUGACAGUUCGAAAGACAAGAAGCAAAGGUAUACCCAGGAAACUUCUUCAAAUAGCAGACACAGCACACAAAGAACAAGCAAGCUUGUCAUAUCUGACAGCGAUGACACACAAGAAGAUACAGCUGAAUAUGACAGCACACCGAUUGAGAGCGAUGAAACACUGUCAAGCGACCAGUUGACAGAAGAUCUGAGCGAAGCAUCUAGCAGACAUACUGAAAGAGAAGAGACGGUUUUCCAAAAAGAAGAAAAUCUCUUUGAGGAAGUGCCUGCAGAAGAAACAGGCCUUGAAUUCAACCCAAGUGGUGUUAAAAAGGUUAAAACUGCACAAAACUUUAAAUGGAUGAACUGA